Molecule: messenger RNA, 594 nt
Organism: Phanerochaete carnosa HHB-10118-sp
Lineage: Eukaryota; Fungi; Basidiomycota; Agaricomycetes; Polyporales; Phanerochaetaceae
Exons: 1
Coding region: 83-562 (159 amino acids)
Biological process (GO): phosphatidylinositol phosphate biosynthetic process
Cellular component (GO): endosome membrane
Molecular function (GO): 1-phosphatidylinositol-3-phosphate 5-kinase activity
Source: RefSeq, a predicted model, not a curated record
AGACUUACGGCUUGGUGGUGACGAAAAAGCUGCUCUGACGAGUCUUCUUGGAUGGGAAGGCAAACAUAGCCUUGGUGCCGGCAUGGCGAACCUGGCAGGCUUCGUUCGGCAUCAGUCGUUCUCCGUCCUGUACUCGGAGUAUGUACCACACCAAACGACUCCCGCAUCAUCGAGAUCACCUACACCCGAUUCUGCCCAGGUAUCAACGUCAUCCUUAUCUAUCACCACGUCUGCAAGAAUUAUCCUUUGUGGACGCCGGAGACGAUGGGUCACGUAUCGGUACUACUCGCGGGAUGGCGGCGUCGACGAGUGUUUGGGAGAGACAAUUACACGUAUGUGCUCGAAGGUGGACGGGGCGUGCGACGAGCCCGGAUGUUCGUUCAAGAAGGGCGAACAUGAGCUUCGAUAUACGCAUGGCGGCAUACGGAUACUGCUCAACAUUAGCAAAGCAUCGCGGUCCGAUCCUCAAUUAGAGGGCGAUGAAGAGCUUCCGGAGAUGUGGGAAAGUUGCGUCGUGUGCGGGAAGCAGUCGACGCGAGUACGCAUGCAAGAUGGCACAUAGUGAGUAUUAAUUUGAUUGCUCAGGGGAUUUUC